Messenger RNA from Tremella mesenterica DSM 1558, 1050 nucleotides. RefSeq lists its product as uncharacterized. Gene Ontology annotation, molecular function: oxidoreductase activity, acting on NAD(P)H. Lineage: Eukaryota; Fungi; Basidiomycota; Tremellomycetes; Tremellales; Tremellaceae. The transcript is spliced from 2 exons. The record is from RefSeq and is a predicted model, not a curated record. Bases 1 to 1050 code for a protein of 349 amino acids.
AUGUCCGAACCCAACAUCGCAGCUUUUCUAACCGAACCUAAAUCCGAAUCUCUCAUCAUAGGACCUACCGAAAUGCCAAAAGCGAAUAAAGGAGAGAUAGUCAUACGUGUUCAUGCUACAGCAUUAGCGCCAGUAGAUUCCGGAAUACAAAAAUUAGAUUUAUUCCCUUGGUUGAAAUAUCCUAGAAUUUUAGGAUGUGAUGCUGCUGGUGAAGUUGUUCAAGUUGGACCUGAAGGAGAAUGGGGUUGUCCAUUCAAAAUUGGUGAUCGAGUCAUCGGUGGACCAGGAGGUAUAAUGCCCAAACGUUUAUCCAACACCGAAGCUUCUUUCCAACGUUAUACUCGACUUUUAGUUCAAGUAACAUCUCCAUUACCACCUUCAAUCCCUUAUAUUCAAGGUUGUUCUUUACCAUUAAAUCUAGCAACAGCAAGUACAGGUUUAUUCGAACCUCAUCUUCUUCAUCUUGAUUAUCCGACAAUUCCACCAUUACCCGAAAACAAUAAAUAUCUAAUCAUUUGGGGUGGUAGUACGAGCGUAGGUUCUUGUGCUAUUCAACUUGCUAGAUCAUCAGGUUAUACCAUAAUAACAACUUGUUCUCCUAAAAACUUUGAUUAUUGUAAAGAAUUAGGAGCGAAACAAGUUUUGGAUUAUAAUGAUCCUCUUAUCGAAGAAAAAUUAGUGGAGUUGUUGAAUGGUAAACAAGUUGUUGGAGCUUUGACUUUAGGUGAAGGUGGUGCUGAAAUCUGUGUGAAAGUAUUCAAGAAAUCCGAUUGUAUAGGUAAGAAAUUUGUCGCUAUGGGCAAUUUCCAAAUCAAAGAAAUGCCUUCGAAAGAGGAUGGGGACAAGUUUAUGGGAGAUUUAUGUGUGGAAACGGAAACGAGUAAAAAGAUCUUUUGGGAUUUUUUACCUAAAGCUUUGGAGAUAGGACAGUUCAAGGUUAAACCCGAUGUCGAGGUUAUUCCUGGAGGAUUGAGUGGGAUACAAGACGGUUUGAAUAGGAUUUGGAGGAAAGAGAUUAGUGCAAAGAAAUUGGUCGUGGAGGUGAAAUGA